CCACUCCUACAUGAUGACGUCAGAUCGACGAGAAGCUUGUUUAGUUGUUAUGUAUACAGUGACAGAGUCAAUGUAAAUUACCCAAAGAGAGUGGUUGAAAUUUUAAAAAGAAUCUAACAACAACAAACGUGUCCAUCAUACAUUUGGAUAGAGGUUUUCAUUCAUGAUUUUGUGAUAUUUGCUUCGUAUAUAACACAGGAAGGUCACGAUUGUGAAGUACAUCAGACAAAAUGGCCACCGACGUGCACGAAAGCAUUAAUAAGACAAAAGUUCUAAUUAUUGGUGCUGGAAUAUCCGGGAUAUCUGCUGCAGAAUUUAUGGCAAAGAAUGGAUUUACCGAUUUUAAAAUCCUCGAAGCAUCAAACCGGACUGGCGGUAGAAUAUGGACAUACGAACUUGAUGGCAAGGGCAUCAAUGUUGAAAUGGGAGCCAACUGGAUCCAUGGAAUUGAACGUAACCCCAUCUUUCAAAUUGCCGACAGUAAUGGCCUCCUCCAGUUGCGAUACAAGGACAAGGGCCUUCGACACAAAAAUGUGUUCUUGACAGAAACAGGACAAGAAGUGAACCAGAAAACUGUAAAAGACGUGGACUUCAGUUAUGGACUGUUGAUUCAACAGUGUGAAGAGUUCUAUCAAAUGGAGCUGUACGCUCCGUACGACAGCGUUGGCGAAUAUAUGCACUAUGAAAUUGAAGAGAAGUUGGAGAACUUAUCAGACGAUGAGCGAAAGUUGCGUGAAAUGAUCUUCGAUCAGCAUUUGAAGCAGGAGACGGUGGUUUCGGGAUGUAAUGACCUUAAUGAUGUGUCCUUGGGAGAGUUUGGUUGUUACGAAGAGCUGCCAGGUGUCCACUAUACAAUUCCGCCAGGUUUUCAGUCGGUCCUAGACAUCCUGCUAAACCAAGUGCCUGAAAACAAUAUACUUUUGGAACACUCCGUUAAAUGCAUUCAUUGGGGCAACAAUGAGAAUGACGGUCGUGUGCUAGUAGAGUGUGAAAAUGGUAAGAAAUUCAGUGCGGAACAUGUGAUCGUGACUUGUUCACUCGGUGUGCUCAAAGCGUCUUGUGAUAGGAUGUUUGAACCACCACUUCCUAAGGAGAAAAAGGAGUCUAUUGAGAAGUUGGGAUUUGGCAUUGUGGAUCGAUUGAAUUUGUAUUUUGAUGAGCCAAUAGUGGACGCAGACAUUUUCAGAGUGGAGCUGCUUUGGGACGACCACCAAUACAAGGACAACGUGAGAAAUCCAACCGACCUUGCCACGUCAUGGUUCAGGAAAAUCUACUCUUUUGAGGCGGUGCACAGUAACGUAAUUUCAGCCUGGGUGUGUGGAAAGGAGGCCCUAUACAUGGAGUCCCUCUCUGAGGACCAGAUUGCGUCUGACAUACGGGAUGUGCUGCAGAAGUUCCUGAAGAAAGACAUUCCGGCACCCUCAAGGGUCAUACGGACACGAUGGGGAAACAGUAAGAACACACGAGGCUCAUACUGCUUCAUCAAGGUCGGGGCCUCUGUCAGCGACGUGGAGACCCUGGGACAACCCCUCAAUAAUGCACAGGGGCAGCCUGUAGUACAGUUCGCUGGCGAGGCUACCCACCCCUCGUUUUACUCCACGACCCAUGGCGCGCUGUUGACGGGCCACCGAGAGGCAAAACGCAUUCUGGACUUAUACAAAGUACCUUACGCCAAGGAAUGAUGACAGUUUCUUCUAGAGAACUUUAGAACCACUCUUGACGAUAUAACAUGUGUUAUUGUUUGUAUCGCAGCCAAGUGGCUUAUCAGAUUAUGAUGUUAUAAUGCUUUGAAGUCGUUCUGACUUUCUAUUGGCAAAAUGUACACUUUGGUGUCUUUCCCGCGUGAGAAUCAUUUCCAUAAUAAAUGGUAUUAUUAUAUUGUUAUUAUUUGAUAUGAAAUGAAUUUUAAAUGCGAUUUUAAAGAUAUGAUAUUAGAUCUGUUGAUGCUGUGCAAAUAUCAUUUAAAACUUGUUUGAUGUGCAUAAAUAUUAUUACUCUGUGUAUUUCUAUAAAUGUACUGAUUUAUAAUCUGUCAUUAUAUUUAUCCGAAAACUUUUCUUCUAUGUGGUUAAGAUAACUAAGAUAUAUAUAUAUAUAUAUAUUGAUUGUAGCAAAAAACAACCUUUAAGCAUAUUUUCUUCUAAGCUAUUAAUCUGGUUGGCAGGGUUUUCUCGUGAUUUAAGAUGGUGCCAUCUUUGAUUGUAGUACAAAUGUAUUAUAUAUUGCCCAUCUUACCAUCUUUGAUGAGAAAGAAGGCCAAGGAUUCAUUUCUUUUAUAUUUAGAGACUGAUUAGGAGUAGCAGGUAAAUAAAAGAAGAAGUCUGGAGUAAAUUACUUAUGUGUAGUUUAAGUUAAAGUUGUUUCUCAUGAUAAUCAUUUAAUUAUCCACUUUAACAUGCAUAGUCCAAACACAGUCCGGAUUUCUUCUAUUUUGCAGCUUUAUAUGUGAUUUCUUGUACAUAUCAGAAAUUACACUGCUAAUGAAUGAACUCCAUGAUGUUUCCCACAACAUCUGUGUCAUUCAAGAACUGCUUUCUUUCACAUUUGUUGACUGUCUUUUCUAAAACAUAUAUUCUGGGAUAUGUAAUGUUUGAUAGAAAAGCCAGGGUUCUAUAUUGUUUUGAAUACAAUUAUUGUAUCUGUUUAAACAUAGAUUAUUAUAAAAAAAAUAUCAUUAAGUUACAUUUGCCAGAAAAUAAUUAAGUAAUUUUUUGUCGUGUAUUUCACAAGUGAUUAGUAACUAGUUGAUACUGUUUUUUUUUGUAAAUUGUUAUAACUUAAAGCUGCUCUCUCACAGAUUGACAGUUUUCACAUUUUUUUAAGGUUUUGUCUGGCUGAUUUUGGUGUCAAUGCCUCCAAUCAGUCAUAUAAGAUAACCUACACAAGAACAGAUCUCAAUUGUUUUGGAAUUUUCAUUUUUCUUAUAGCGUUAUUAAUGCUUUUAGCCAUAAAAUAUCAUUUUUUGAACAUAAAUAUGAACAACUGCGAUUUUUUUGUUUGUUAGCAGUCUUAUAUCACUGGUUUCUAGACAUUAGACAAAUAUUGGCUCAUUCAAAGACAACAAAUAUAAAAAGUCGUCAAAACGGUCAAUCUGUGAGAGUGCAGCUUUAAUGUGUCCUACGUACAAACAAGCACAAAUUGGCAAAAAUGUUGAAGUUGGAUACCUAGUGACCCCAUGUCAUUUAGAUAUCAUUUAAAAGGGUUGUGUGUACUGUUUACUGAAAUGCAAAAUAAGUGACCGAAAAUACAUAACAGAUAAAUUAUGGCUGUUUGUAUUUUUGUUCUCUGUUUUGAAAAAGGAAGUGGAAUGAGUAAUGUUUCAAGGUCAACUAGAAUAUUUGCAAUAUUUUUAUCAGUGUACUAUUAACAUAAUCUUUCUGUGCACAUUAAACCCUUUCAAAUGACAGCCCAAUAAUGUUGGGAUACCGAGGCAUCAACAUGUUACAUUUGAUUCUCAUGGUAUGAAAUGUGAACAUCCAAAUUCCCAUUGAAUCAUGCUUGAAUUGUCACUUAGUAUGAACAUAUUUUGUAGCAAAUGUGAAUUUUAUAGGUGAAAAAUUAAGAUAUGAAAACUAACACAGGGUGAAUGUAUGCUGUCAUGACCGUAAAACAUUAAAAGUGCAGAGCAAAGUCUUGGUCUAGUAGAGCCUGAGAUUGAUCUUAAUAGUGGAGCAGUCAAUUGUAACCACGCCCACCCUAGGUCCAGGGUAUAGUAAAAUCCCCGCCGAAUGCCCACGCACCCUAGGAACAGCCUAGGUAAGGCCUAUCCCCCGCUAUUUUUGGCUCGAAAACAAAACCACCGCAUCCACUUGGCACUGCGGGCAACCUGAAAGGUAAAAACAUGGCCCAUUUCCCCCACUAUCCCCCUGGACUUGGGGUUGCCGUGGUUACAAUUGCCUUGUGCAUAAUUAUGAUGGCAUUUCCCUAUGCAUUUUUCAUGUACAAUGUUGGUUAUAUUGUUUAGGUAAGAGUAAAUGUUUUUGUAUCUUUACAGCAAGAUUUGUUUUUAUCAAGGACCUAUAUAGUGGAUAAAACAUGUCAGUCCAAGUGUGAGUAACUGAACAGCUCAUUAGGUUUAUCUGUAAAUAUUGGUAUUUUAUCAUUAUUUAUUAAUGUCAUGUAAGCAUGAAAAGCUGCAUUACAACAUUUGCUUCAGCAAACCUUUUUUAACUAUUCGCGUCAAGUAUUGAUAUUUGGAAGUAAAACCUUAAAAUUGAUAUGCAUGGCACAUAUUGAUAUUUUUCAUACAUAAUUUUUUCUAUCAAAAUAAUAAGUUUAAAGAAUGCCCUUUUAUUCAUAGAAUAACAUGAAUGGUCAAUCAUGAUAUCAAAAUGAUGACCACUCACCAAGCUUUCUAUAUACAAAAAGUAUGGCGUUAUUUCAUGAUUGUGGUGUUAUUUCAUGAUCUUGAUGUUAUUUCAUGAUUGGGAUGUUAUUUCAUGAUUGUGACGUUAUUUCAUGAUCGUGCCGUUAUUUCAUAUUUGUGACGUUAUUUCAUGAUUGUGACGUUAUUUCAUGAUUGUGACAUUAUUUCAUGAUCGUGACGUUAUUUCAUGAUUGUGAUGUUAUUUAAGGAAUGAAUUGCGGGCUUGAUGUCAUUAUCGGGGUAUGAACGCAAUUGGGCUGGUCAAAGUGUGUGGAGUCCGAAGGACUCCACGAGUACUUUGACCAGCCCAAUUGAUUGAUGAACGCAAUUGCCGGAUUGACGUUCAUUUAAGGAAUGGAAGUUGAGGUGUAAAUAUUUCAUGAUUGUGACGUUAUUUCAUGAUCGUGAUGAUAUAUUUCAUGAUUGUGAUGACAUCUAGGAUAUGAAUAAAUUUAUCAUUGUGCUAAACCAAGGACACAAUGCAGAAAGUUAUAAAUGGCAAUUUUUUUUUUUUUUUAUCACAAUAUAAGAGCUGUAACAUUUUAAGAAAGUCUGCAGAAACAUUCAUUAUUCAUUAUUAAGCUGCAGAUUUGUGCUUGUGUUAAUGUUUUCUUACACCAUUUAUUUGUGUAAAAAUGAUUAUGCAAUGUUCAAGUGCAUCCAGUAUACACAUAAAAUAGGCUGAUGACAUUUCGACCAUAUGAAUAUCAGAGUUUACCUGCCACCACCCAUUGCUUUGCAUCAGUGUACAUAUUCCAUUGAUUUGUGCAUUAACGAAUACAUGCAUGUUGAAAAAAACUCAUGUAUAUGGUUUAAAGCUGAAAAUUUGCAAUAUCUGUGUGUCUUAAUUUUUUUGUGGAUUUUUCAGAAAGCUUAAUUUCACUGAAAGAUUCAUUCGUGAUUUGCUUUGUUUCUGAUUGAACUUUCUGAUUUAUAUGCAUCAUUUAAUACUGUAGGCAUAUUGUGUGUGUCAUUAAUUUUUUUCAUUUACAUCAGGAUUUAUGAAAUAUGCAUCAAGUGCUAAAAUGUUUUUCACAGCCUUUUAUUAGCACUACUAUGAACAUUUUUAUGAAGAAUGAAUUUUAUAUUGAUAUAAUUUUUGUUGUUGCAUCAUAAUAUCGGAUUAAGUUCGUAAUAAUAUGUGUAGGUAGUGUGUCCUGGUAUUAAUUAACGUCUGUGUGUAUUCACAGUUAAACUGCGACAAGCCGGGAUUGUAGUUAUUUUUCAAACAUCAUUUUUUCUGUUUUUAGCUUCGUGUCAAAUAUGUUUUACAUAAGAACUGUAAAUAAAUGUCUAACUGAACUAAACAUGUCACGCAAUAGGCGCUCUCAUUCUGUUUGUAAUUACUGAAAAUGAUGACGUGAUAUUGCCCACUUAUUUCCUGGUUAAGAUGAGACCUAUUUCUGUGUGUCGUGGUUUAUUUUGGAGGACGAAAGGAAGCACAACUUGCCACUUCCCGAUGGGUUUUUGUCAGGAAUAUUUAACAUGAAUAUUGGUGUUUGAUGUGAUGUUGUUGUUUUCCUUAGUUUACAUCUCCCCUCUAGCAGGGCUAGCUUUUCUAAGCCACUAUAGUCAAAUCUUUAACUCAUUCAUCAAUCUCAUCUUAUUUAUGGUUUGAAAAUUAUUUUAAGGGCAGAACCCAUCACAGUUGCUACUCAUGUUUGUAUAUUGAGUUACAGCUGUUGAGUGCCAAGUCCUUGAUUCAUGUAACAAGUGCUUGUCCAAUUAUAUGGCUUUUUUAAGUAUUGUCAUGGUUCAGAUGUUCCUUAGUUCAUGAAUGAUAUUCAGUAUAUGUCUUUAAUUCUAUUUUUCAGGGAUUCAUUAGUCCAGCAUUAAUCCUGAAGUAAGGAUUGGGAUCUAUAAGUUAAAGACUAUUGUACAGUUGUAAUGAUUGGUCAUUUGCCUCAAAAACAGUAGCAGGUACCAUAAAAUGGAUAAAAAUGGCUUUUGAAACAAUUUCAAAAGGGGUCUAAGCCCCUUUCCCCUUCUCUUGGUAUGAAUCUAUCACACUCCAGCUUACCCAGCUAUUUGUCAGGAUUUUCCAGUUAUCAGCUGUUAAAAAAUCCUGAUUUUUAGAAUUUAGACAUAAUCUGAUCUAGUCCUUACUAGACGUACACAUAUUUUGGAAGCUAUUUAUUUUUUUACGCAUUUUUGUGUUUUGUAGCAAGCAUGCGUCUGCAGUGUAUAUUAGCUCCUAAAACUUGAAGAUUCCUUUAAACGAAAGAAUUCCAUAUAUGUGCAUAACUCACAACCUAAAUCAAGAAUAAAUCCCAGAAUUCCACUAAAAAUGUGCUGUCAAAGUGUAUGUAGUAGAAGUGUGUAUGAUGUACCUCAUUUAUAAUCCAGAAGUUUCCUUUCAACAAAAUGUUUUAAUCAUUUUAAUGUUUGUUUUACUCUCUUAAGAAGUAUAGUUUUGACAUUCAUGUUGCAUAUAUGUUUUUAAUGCAUGUAUAUAUUAUGGAUACAUGCAUAUUGGUGGAUGUCUACGUCUUUGUGUUUAUAUAACAUACAAAAAAAAAAAUGUGUAUAGAAAAUAUUUAUCUUUGUUUUGUUGAUACAUUGAACAUUAUUUUAGGGAGUUUUAUUUGUUGCAUAUGCGUAGAAUAUGUUGACGGGACGGAUAGAGAAAUGUUUAGUCUAUGAAGGUAUAGUUUUACAUUACUAAUAUCCUAUGUGUGUAACUCUGACUGCGUUUUAAACAUGUUGUACUAUUAUAAUUGGAUAGACAUCAGAAAAUAAACCAUAUACAUAACAAGA
This is a messenger RNA of Mya arenaria, 7123 nucleotides long. RefSeq names its product spermine oxidase-like. Lineage: Eukaryota; Metazoa; Mollusca; Bivalvia; Myida; Myidae. The transcript has 5 exons. Gene Ontology annotation, molecular function: polyamine oxidase activity. The coding region runs from base 231 to 1682 and encodes 483 amino acids. The record is from RefSeq and is a predicted model, not a curated record.